Dioscorea cayenensis subsp. rotundata (Guinea yam) is the source of this 1729-nucleotide messenger RNA. Its product is annotated as CLP protease regulatory subunit CLPX1, mitochondrial-like. Gene Ontology annotation, cellular component: mitochondrial matrix. Gene Ontology annotation, biological process: proteolysis; protein catabolic process; protein folding. The record is from RefSeq and is a predicted model, not a curated record. Lineage: Eukaryota; Viridiplantae; Streptophyta; Magnoliopsida; Dioscoreales; Dioscoreaceae. The transcript has 14 exons. The coding region runs from base 25 to 1542 and encodes 505 amino acids. Gene Ontology annotation, molecular function: ATP binding; ATP hydrolysis activity; ATP-dependent protein folding chaperone.
AAGCCGCCGGAGAAUUGGCCUCCGAUGCCGGGGAAUCCACCGAUGGAGAAUUGGCCUGGAAUGAGGGAGUCUCCGCCGGCAGAGAGUAGUAGGUUGAUGGAACACAUGUCUGAGGAGCGGGUGCUGGAGUAUGGGGGUGGGAGUGAAGGAAGUGGUAGGUGUAGUGCGGAGGAGUCGUGGGGUGGAGCUUAUCUGGGGGAGGAUCUCCCGACGCCCAAGGAGAUAUGCGAGGGGCUCGAUAAAUUUGUGAUCGGGCAGGAGCGCGCAAAAAAGGUGCUCUCUGUUGCUGUUUACAACCACUACAAAAGGAUCUAUCAAGCAUCAUCACAGAAGUGGUCUGGGUCUGAGUAUUUUGUGGCUGAAAAUGAUGAUAGUGAGGUAGAGCUUGAGAAAAGCAAUGUUCUCUUGAUGGGACCAACUGGUUCAGGGAAGACUUUACUUGCGAAAACAUUGGCUCGACUUGUGAAUGUGCCAUUUGUUAUUGCCGAUGCGACAGCGUUGACUCAGGCUGGUUAUGUUGGAGACGAUGUUGAAUCAAUAUUGUACAAACUACUCAUGGUUUCAGGGUACAAUGUGGAGGCCGCACAACAAGGCAUUGUGUAUAUUGAUGAAGUUGAUAAGAUUACAAGGAAGGCUGAGAGUUUAAAUGUAAGCAGAGAUGUAUCUGGCGAAGGUGUCCAACAGGCUCUCUUGAAGAUGUUGGAAGGAACUAUAGUCAAUGUUCCAGAGAAGGGUUCUCGGAAACAUUUUAUACAGAUAGAUACAAAAGAUAUUCUAUUCAUAUGCGGUGGUGCCUUUGUUGAUUUGGAAAAGACUAUUUCAGAUAGAUGCCAUGACUCAUCUAUAGGCUUUGGAGCACCAAUACGAGCAAGCAUGAGAACUGGUGGGUUGCCAAAUGCUGUAGUGACAUCAUCCUUAUUGGAAUCAGUAGAAAGUGAUGAUCUUGCUACAUAUGGACUCAUUCCAGAAUUUGUCGGGCGCUUUCCUAUAUUGGUCAGCUUAUCAGCUCUUAAUGAGGACCAGCUUCUCCAGGUCUUAUCAGAGCCUAAGAAUGCCCUUUGUAAACAGUACAGGAAAUUAUUUAACAUGAAUAAUGUAGGUAUUAUUUUCUCACAUCUAAUAGACCCUUUGUAUUCUUAUUUUAAAAUGACUGAUUUUCCUAUAUUUUAUCAUAUCAAAUUUCAGGUUACGUUACAUAUUACUGAUACUGCACUUAGGUUAAUUGCGAGAAAAGCAAUGGCUAAAAAUACAGGUGCACGAGGUUUGCGCUCUAUUUUGGAGAACAUUCUGACUGAGGCCAUGUAUGAGGUCCCAGAUGUAAAAUCAGGGAACGAUCGAGUAGAUGCAGUUCUUGUGGAUGAAGAAUCUGUUGGCACUAUUAACCAACGAGGUUCUGGAGCGAAAAUUCUUCGCGGGCAUGGUGCAUUAUACCGUUACCUAACUGAGAAUGAGAGAAAGAAUUCAACAACUGAUGAUGUAUCUGAUAGCGGCGAAGCCGAAGCAGAUUCUGAGCUCCAACCCAGAGCUGUUAUGAGCAUGUAGACUAUUAAUUCACAUAGAUGCUAUAGCUUGUAAAAUCAUUCUUUUUUUCUUUCACAGAUGAUGUAAAUUAUUCAUCCCUGAUAUACGAUUGUAAUUCUUUCUAAUUCACACAAAUGUACCAUUUAGAUUGCUUCCAUGUUCAGUGAAAGAAUGAAAAACAAUUCAAAGAUUCAUUUUCAGUUUUAGA